Gorilla gorilla gorilla (western lowland gorilla) is the source of this 1217-nucleotide messenger RNA. It is a transcript of the gene PTHLH, whose product is annotated as parathyroid hormone like hormone. The record is from RefSeq and is a predicted model, not a curated record. The coding region runs from base 216 to 749 and encodes 177 amino acids. Gene Ontology annotation, molecular function: hormone activity. Gene Ontology annotation, cellular component: extracellular region. NCBI's taxonomy places the organism in Eukaryota, Metazoa, Chordata, Mammalia, Primates, Hominidae. The transcript is spliced from 4 exons. Gene Ontology annotation, biological process: bone mineralization.
UGGCCAGAUUAAUUAGACAUUGCUAUGGGAGACGUGUAAACACACUACUUAUCAUUGAUGCAUAUAUAAAACCAUUUCAUUUUCGCUAUUAUUUCAGAGGAAGCGCCUCUGAUUUGUUUCUUUUUUCCCUUUUUGCUCUUUCUGGCUGUGUGGUUUGGAGAAAGCACAGUUGGAGUAGCCGGCUGCUAAAUAAGUCCCGAGCGCGAGCGGAGACGAUGCAGCGGAGACUGGUUCAGCAGUGGAGCGUCGCGGUGUUCCUGCUGAGCUACGCGGUGCCCUCCUGCGGGCGCUCGGUGGAGGGUCUCAGCCGCCGCCUCAAAAGAGCUGUGUCUGAACAUCAGCUCCUCCAUGACAAGGGGAAGUCCAUCCAAGAUUUACGGCGACGAUUCUUCCUUCACCAUCUGAUCGCAGAAAUCCACACAGCUGAAAUCAGAGCUACCUCGGAGGUGUCCCCUAACUCCAAGCCCUCUCCCAACACAAAGAACCACCCCGUCCGAUUUGGGUCUGAUGAUGAGGGCAGAUACCUAACUCAGGAAACUAACAAGGUGGAGACGUACAAAGAGCAGCCGCUCAAGACACCUGGGAAGAAAAAGAAAGGCAAGCCCGGGAAACGCAAGGAGCAGGAAAAGAAAAAACGGCGAACUCGCUCUGCCUGGUUAGACUCUGGAGUGACUGGGAGUGGGCUAGAAGGGGACCACCUGUCUGACACCUCCACAACGUCGCUGGAGCUCGAUUCACGGAGGCAUUGAAAUUUUCAGCAGAGACCUUCCAAGGACAUAUUGCAGGAUUCUGUAAUAGUGAACAUAUGGAAAGUAUUAGAAAUAUUUAUUGUCUGUAAAUACUGUAAAUGCAUUGGAAUAAAACUGUCUCCCCCAUUGCUCUAUGAAACUGCACAUUGGUCAUUGUGAAUAUUUUUUUUUUGCCAAGGCUAAUCCAAUUAUUAUUAUCACAUUUACCAUAAUUUAUUUUGUCCAUUGAUGUAUUUAUUUUGUAAAUGUAUCUUGGUGCUGCUGAAUUUCUAUAUUUUUUGUAACAUAAUGCACUUUAGAUAUACAUAUCAAGUAUGUUGAUAAAUGACACAAUGAAGUGUCUCUAUUUUGUGGUUGAUUUUAAUGAAUGCCUAAAUAUAAUUAUCCAAAUUGAUUUUCCUUUGUGCAUGUAAAAAUAGCAGUAUUUUAAAUUUGUAAAGAAUGUCUAAUAAAAUAUAAUCUAAUUAC